Messenger RNA from Drosophila teissieri, 2141 nucleotides. RefSeq names its product tetraspanning orphan receptor. Gene Ontology annotation, cellular component: lysosomal membrane. The record is from RefSeq and is a predicted model, not a curated record. The coding region runs from base 177 to 1475 and encodes 432 amino acids. The transcript has 5 exons. Lineage: Eukaryota; Metazoa; Arthropoda; Insecta; Diptera; Drosophilidae.
GACCGUGUUACGCAGCAUUUUGCCACUUUCAGAGAUUAGUGCUCAUGGGUUUUCUGUGCUGCGCAGCAGUUAAAUAAAAUUGAAUACACCGAAAACUGCAGAUAUAAAUCGGAGUUGAAAACCAGUGCAAGUUGCAUUGGCCCACAAAUCAAAGCCGCAGUUUCGUGGGGCGUGCAAUGUUCAGGUUCCACCGCAAGAUGGGUCCUCAACGCAACCAGCUUCACAGCAACAACAACAAUGGUGCCGCCGGAAGUAGCAGCAGCACCGGAAAUCGUCACCUAAAGGAGUUCACCUGCUGCUUCGGCCUGCAUGUCCACACGGCCACCUUGAUGAUCGGAUUGUGGCACCUGUUCUUAAACAUCUUGGCCCUUAGCGUUCUAGCGGUCAUUUGGCGCAAUCCGGAGAUGAUGGACGAACUGGAAGGCGGCACCCACGACUACACCGUGGAUCUGAGUGCACCAGCCCUACCCACGCCACUGAGCAAGGUCGAACCGCCCUACGCCUACCGUGACCACUCCCUCAACUAUCGUAAGCGUUACCAGAAUUUCGACAUGGGCGGAUUGGUUUGCACCUGCAUGAUAGCUAUCACCCUGAUGAUGAUUUAUGGAACCAUCAAGGGAAAACCAUCCCAUCUGUUACCAUUCUUCUGUCUGCAGUUGUUUGAUUUUGCCAUUACAACUCUUACCGCCGCUGGAUAUCUGUGCUACCUGCAGGCCAUUCACAGUAUCAUUGCUGAGUCUCAUCGCUUGCCCUGGCGCGAGAAGCUGCUGGAACUGCCGCCUGAGGAGCUAGUUGUUGUUGUCCUGGUCGUAUUCAUCUGGAUUGUGUUUCUGAAGGCUUAUUGCAUUGGAAUCGUUUGGCGCUGCUACAAGUACUUGACGCUCCGACAGCAACACGUUCGCACUCUCUUCCCCUUCCUGGAGGCACCGACUGGAGUCCACAGUGUUGGUGGAACUUUUGGUGCCGAAGAGCGGUCUUACUCCACUCUGCUGCCCAACUACGAUGAAGCGAUUGCACAGUACUUGAAGCAGGCACCACCGCCAUCCUAUCAGGUGGCCAUGUCAAACUACGAAGAGGGAGAAGACGCAGCUGCUGGAGGGGCGGAGGUAAAUCCCUCGGUGGCACCUCUCUUCGUGACCCUUGGAGCAGCCACUACCGCGAACGUAGCCUCCAACACGGAUGACAACAUGGAUAAUAACAAUGAUCAGCCGAACAAUAACAACACUAUGCAUGUCAAUGCUAAUACGCCGCCAAUGCGUCGAAGCGAUGCAGCUGUAAACGCAAAUGUCGAAGAGGAAGUUGACGAUUUGGAGGUUAUUGACGCUGGCGUUGAUAUAAUCGGUGGCAUUCCGCCUCCUCCGCCCUACAACGACGUUGCCGAUGCCCAGGUGCAAGUGCCAUCGCAGUCCCCGCUGCAUCGCCAGCCAAACAUUCCGGGACAAGUAUUCGGCGGACGCGACGAGAGCCAGGCUUAAGCUGUACUUUUGAUUAGUUUGCUUCUCAUGGCGAGUGGGUUGUGAUCAUCGGUGACCACCCCUCUCCCAUCCUCUUCUUGCCCAGAUGAUCUGGUUUCUGGUCCCUCAUCUCACAGCUAUCAUUCCUAGGCACACAUACACGGUCUUAUGGAUUGCUUCAAUGUAUUUAACAGUGUAGAAAAAAGAGCGCAAACAAAUUUUCGCUAUUAGCCAUCGCUCAUUAUUGUUGUUUAACGUACAACUAAGACGCUCUAGUUGCUGCUAAUUUAGUAAGCAAAAGCAUUAAAGCCAAAAACAUAUUGUGAUGCUGGCGAGAAACGAAUCAAUUCCUUUUCGGCCGCAUCUGACUUGAUCUUAGCUGCAACAAUCUGUUUUUCAUUUGGCCCGAAUCAACCUGAGAAGUUCGGAUAGUGUAGGCCCGAGUAGUUGUUACCAGAGAGUGUCGCUGGCAAUGUAGACACAUUUACGAUGUUCUUUGUUUUAAGCUAUCUCGUAAGACUAUGCAUAUUGAAUACGGUGUACUGAAUUCACAGCACAGGCAGACAUAAUCCAUUAAUUAUGAUGAUAUUACCAGCAACAGUAAAGUUUUAUGUGUGUACAAUAUCUAAAUGUAUACUGUGUACUAAUUAUGCAGAGAUAUUCGAAUAAAAAUUAGUUUAUAUUUAA